Anolis carolinensis (green anole) is the source of this 4027-nucleotide messenger RNA. RefSeq names its product disintegrin and metalloproteinase domain-containing protein 29. Gene Ontology annotation, biological process: male gonad development; proteolysis. Gene Ontology annotation, cellular component: plasma membrane; sperm head plasma membrane; external side of plasma membrane. Gene Ontology annotation, molecular function: metalloendopeptidase activity. The coding region runs from base 331 to 2439 and encodes 702 amino acids. Lineage: Eukaryota; Metazoa; Chordata; Lepidosauria; Squamata; Anolidae. The record is from RefSeq and is a predicted model, not a curated record. The transcript has a single exon.
GGGAGUUGAAGUCUAAAACCCCUGGGGAGAGGCCCGAAGCUUGCCCAUGCCUGGUUGAAGAGACGCGCGCUGGCCCAGGAGCCUGGUCAGGGCAGGCCGGUCCCCUCCGGGCCUUCUCUUCUCAGGCGAAACCUCUUCCGCUUCGCUCCGCCCCCUCCCUUUGCUCAGUUCGACGGCAGAAGGGAAGAAAGCCGGUGAGCGAAGCGCGGCGGGGCCUGUGAACUCCAUGGCGGCUCUCCUCCUCUCGCCUCGACGACGACGGAGGCGAGGAAGGCGGCGGCGGCGAGGAGGAGGCCUCGUCGUCCUCCCCCUCGGGCCCGGAGGGGAGAGAUGCGCGGCGGCGGCGGCGGCGGGGCGGGCCUGGUGUGGCUGGCGCUGGCCUUGUGGAGCCACCAGGCCUUGUGCCAGGCGCCCCCGCCGCCCUUCUCCCCUCCGGGCCUGCGCUUUGCCUCCUUCGAGGUGAUCGUCCCGCGGAAGAUGGCGGCGCCUGGGCGAAGGCGGGAUCCACAGGAGCUGAGCUACCUGCUGGAGGUGGAGGGGGCGGGCCUGGUGGUGCAGCUGAGGCGGGCGAGGGGCUUCCUCCUCAGGCACCUGCCCGUCUUCACCUACAGCGAGGAGGGCGAGCUCCAGGUGGACUACCCCUUCCUCAGGGAGGACUGCUACUACCAGGGAGCCCUCCAGGGCAGGCCCUCCUCCUCCAUAGCCGCCCUCAGCACCUGCUCAGGGGGCCUCAGGGGUUUCUUGCAGGUGGGACGGAAGCUGUAUGAAAUCGAGCCCGUCCAUGCCUCGGCCACCUUCCAGCACGUGGUGUAUCGCUUGGAAGACGAGGCUGGCAAAGGGCGCAUGGGGUGUGGGCUCACCGUGGAGGAAAGCUGCCCUGAAGCCGUGAUUCCGGUGCAUUUCGUAAGUGAAACGCUCCCUAGAGACCUUUGGAGGACACGUGCCAGGUACGUCAAAGUGGCAGUCGUGGUGGAGCACGCGUUGUAUGCCCACUUUGGCAGGAACGACACGUUGGUGAGCCAGCGAAUGGCGGAGGCUGUCCACUUGGCGGACUCGCUCUACAAGCCCCUGGGGGUCCGUGUGGUCCUCGUAGGGCUGGAGAUCUGGUCACAAAAAAACCUCGUGGUGAUCCCGAAGAGCAUGAGUGAACUCCUCGGCGCUUUCAACAGCUGGAGGCAAACUACGCUCGUCCGACAUCUAAGGCACGACAUUGGCCACUUAUUUGUAUAUCAGCGUUUCGGAUCGACACUCGGGAUGUCCUGUGUAGGGUCGGUGUGUGAUCCUACCUGGGCGUCUGCUGUGGAGGCAUUUAUUACAUCCAGUAUGCUGUCUUUCGCCAUAACCUUUAGCCAUCAGUUGGGACACAGCCUCGGUAUGCGGCAUGAUGAAAAGGGCUGUUUUUGUAACCACCGUUCUUGCAUCAUGGCUCCGAUCCAAAGUCACACAAGUAGCUUCAGCAACUGCAGCUAUGACAGCUAUUUUCAGGUAAUAAACAGUAAUAGUAAACAAUGUCUCUUGGUUCCUCCAGAACAUGAGAAAUUAUUUGAACUCAAAAACUGUGGCAAUAAGGUGGUAGAAAGCGGAGAACAAUGUGACUGUGGUUCAAAAUUGCAUUGUGAAUCUGACACAUGCUGCCAGUCCAAUUGUAUGUUGCGGUCAGGAGCCACAUGUGCUUUUGGAAAGUGCUGUGCCAACUGUCAGUUUCUUCCAGCUGGAACAGUUUGCAGAGAAAGAACUAAUGUCUGUGACCUUCCUGAGUUCUGCACUGGGGUUACAGAAUGGUGUCCCGAAGACACAUAUGUACAAGAUGGAACCCCAUGCUAUGAUGGUGCAUAUUGCUAUCAUGGAAAAUGCUCUACUCACAAUGAACAAUGCAAAAGAAUUUUUGGUAAACAAGCAGCAGUUGCCCCACUAAGCUGCUUCAGAGAAAUAAAUAUUAAAGGCGACCGUUUUGGUAAUUGUGGCAUUGCUGAUAAUACCUAUAGGAAAUGCGAAAACCGUGGUGUGCUAUGUGGGAAAAUCCAGUGCAUAAACAUGGAUGAAAUUCCUAAUUUAGUUGGCAAUAGCACCAUAAUCCAAACCUAUGUUAAUAACAAUUUCUGCUGGGGUACAAGUGACCUAAAUGAUACUGGAGCAGUAAAAGACGGCACAAAAUGUGGCAAUAGUAUGAUAUGUAUUAAUAGGGAUUGUAUCAAGGUGUCACUCUUGAACUAUGACUGUAAUCUGACAAAGUGCCAUAACAGAGGAGUAUGCAAUUCCCAUAAAAAUUGUCAUUGUAAUUAUGGGUGGGCUCCUCCUAAUUGUCUAAAAGAAGGCUACGGCGGCAGCAUUGACAGUGGACCCUCUCCACCUAACAGUGGCAAUAUUGGAAUGACUAGAAGCCUUGUAAACGUUGUUGCUGCUUCUGCAGUUUUUAUUGUGGGAGUUGGAAUUUUGUAAGAAAUUUAACAAUGGGAUUAUUCAAAUGACCAUAGUUCACUUACUGAUGUUUCCAGUGGUAAACUCCAGUAAGUUCUCAAAUGAGGAUAACUCCUGAAGUGUCUGAUCUGAAAUUGUAAAGUGAUGACCAUAUAAAAGAUGUGGUAUGCUGCAAUGCAAAUAAUGCAUUUUUGUUUCUGGUAAAUAAAAUUGGUUUCUUAACAAUUUUUAAAGGCAAUUUCUGCAUAUAAUUAGUUUUCUAGACUUAAUAUCUUAGAAAAUACAUGGGCAUGCAGGUGGUAAUGCCUGGGGAUACCAUCAUACAGAACUUUUUAUGAUGGUUACUUUGAAAUGUCACAUAAACAUAACACUGAGUUAGAUCAGCUCCAUUUGCUUAAAUUAGGUUCUGUGUCAUUGAUAUUAUUUGCAAGUCACAUAAAUCAUCUGUUGGGAAUAUAAUAUCUUCAAAAUAGUUCCAAUUUUGUCCCAUAUUCUUAUGAGUUGUUAUAUUUUUAUUUAUAAAUGCUGCUCCCUGAAUAGAGCCAAACAUUCUUGUUCAAGGUCAAGUACAUUUAAGAAACAAAAUCAUUUUUGGCACAAUGUUUUGGUUCUGCAUUAUAUUUCUUGAAAUAAUUUCUAUGGGUACAGGCAGUUAAUAACAUUUCAUUAGAUGUUUGCAGGGUUUGUUCAAGGAAUUCACCUGGAUUCCUGGGCAUAGCCAUUUCACAUGUAUAUGUUCAAUUAAAUGGAUGACAUCACAUUAUUUGCACAUGUGUAAAUACAGAAGAUUGUUGCUCUAUGCCUUUUUGUGGAGGUGAAGUAUAUAUUGGGACUAACUUGUACAAGGGUUAAAUGAAAGAUAACUGGAAGCCUGACAAAAUUAAAGUAGUAAGAGAGUGUUGUCCAAGACAAAUCUAAUUAGAUGAUGCAUUCGUAUAUACUCUAAUAAACAGUUCUCUGAAUCACAAUAUUGCCAAUGCAGUCAAUCAGCAUCCUAGUUCUUCUGUAAAUUCUUAUAGAGACAAAAUAAAACAUUUCAAAAUGGCACACUCACAAUCUUCUCACUCAAUUUUUUUAGGUAUAAUCAGCAUUAGAGUGAGAGAGGUCUUGGUCACAAGAGCAAAAACUGCAUAGAAUCAGACAUAAAUAUUCUACCAUAGCAUAAAUAUUUGACUACUGACCUUGCCAAUCCCCUCUCUUUUAUAUUAAUGGUAUAUAUCAUUUUUGAGUAGCGACAAAACAUUUUAUGAUCACCCCAACACUCAUUUUGACUGCAGCGAUAUUUAAUCAUGGGUAAUUGUGCUGGGAAUUACAGUAUCUAUUGGUGGAAUGACUGACACUGCUAUUUUAUAUGCAGGUCUGGUAUGUUUUUUUGUAAAUGAUCUUACAAACAGAAAAUCAACACAUAUGUCAGACUUGCAGUGGCAGGUGUUAAUUCAGUCAGAUUCGUGUGAUUUUGCAGGAGACAACAGUGCAGACUAGUUGUAUAUACAGUAGUAGUGAAACCUGAGAACUUCAGCAUCUGAAGUCAAACUGGCUUUAAGGAACUCACAAAUGUUAACAGGAUUACUAUAGUGAAACGUGUCUAAUUAAAAAGCUUGAUUUAUAA